Molecule: messenger RNA, 1515 nt
Organism: Dracunculus medinensis (Guinea worm)
Lineage: Eukaryota; Metazoa; Nematoda; Chromadorea; Rhabditida; Dracunculidae
Source: the annotation of a GenBank genome assembly
AAGAGGCGAAUGUCAGUUGGAAGGAAAUAUGUAAGCCCGCUGUUACACAGUGCAUUCGAAGCAAAGUUUGCCUUGCUGCAACUCCUUUCCUUUCCGCUCGUCCUUUCCGCGAUCACUUCGUUAUUUAUGGAGAAAAGUGUCUAUGAACGAUUAAGGAUAUUCGGUGAACCUUUUGUUUACCUCUGCAAUAACAAUAAAGUGUCGAAAUAUUGUUCGAAUUGUCUGCGAAUACCAAAGGAGAGAAAAUUGUAUCUCUGUGGAAAGUGUGAGUUUGCGCAGUACUGCGAUAAGGAUUGCCAACGCUUUUCAUGGAAAUUCCACCGUAACGAAUGUCGCAGAUUGAAAUCGGUCUUUCCAAAUCUGCCGCUAACUGAAGUACUUUUCCUAAGCCGAGUGAUAGAUCGAGUUAUUUUUUUAGAGGAGAAUGGUGAUAAAUAUAAAUGGCAAAAAGAGCGAAGAUGGUCCGAUUUAAUCGGGCAUCAGGACGAUAUUAGAAAUGAUCCGAUUAAAUAUGCACAUUUUGAAAAGAUUUAUGGCAAAAUGGAACUAUUCCGAAAGGAUGAAAUGAUCGACAAAAAAAAAUUCUUUGAUAUUUUUUGUAAAAUUUCUAUUAAUGCGCAUUCGAUUCACAGUAGUGCCGGUAAUGAAAUUGGAAUGGCCAUUGAUUUUGGUGUAUCGGCUUAUGAUCACUCAUGUCGGCCAAAUUGCUCUUUAGUUUUCGAUGGAUAUCGCGCUUGCCUUCGUCCUUUAACGCCCAACACUGACGCAAAAAAUCCUGAAGUUUCCUUUAUUAGUUAUAUCGACUUAGGCCGAUCACGCUACCAGAGGCGAAAAGAACUACAAGCUAAGUACUUUCAUUGUGAGUGUUCGCGAUGCUCUGAUCCAGCUGAUAAUAUAUUGACGUCAAUACGGUGUGUCAAUCCAACUUGUGAUGAACCUUUGAUAACGACUGAAGAUGCUGAACCCUGCGCUAUCAUAUGUGCCAAGUGUAGCCAAGAAGCAAGCCUGGAGCACGUUGAAAAAUGCCAGAAGUUCAUGAUAAACUUGCCAGACAAAUUUGAUGUGGAUAUUGAUGUUAAAUUACUCGAAGAGCUAUUUGAAAAAGCCACUGCAUUACUUCACUCAAAAAACAUUUAUGUGACUCGACUUCAAACUGCAAUAUUGCACAUUCAAGGAACGUUAGGAAAUAAUUUGCAGUUUAUACAGAAGAACGUCUAUGAAAAUUAUAAAAUGUGCUUUCCGCAUAUGGACAGGCACAUUGCAUUCCAUUUAUUGCAUAUCGUUAAAUCACUAAUUGAGAAAGGAGAACGUUUUGAGGUCGCAGCACCAUAUGCAUAUGAAGCAAUGAACAUAUUUGAAGUUUGCUUUGGUCUCGAGCACCCUUAUUACUUACAAACGCUUGCUUUAUGGACGUUUCUUGACACUAAAGCGCAAAAAACGAAUGACGAAUUAUUUGCUCUAAUGAAUUUAGAAUCGAAUACACCGAUUGAUAUUAGCCAAUAUCUUUUUAAAUAA